GCCGCGGGUGCGGUUUUGACAGACCCGGAAAUGCACCAAUAGUUACCCUCAGAAAGUGGUGCCGUGUCCGCCUUUGCUGCUGCGUUGUUGAAGGAAGUGAAGUCUGUCAAAUAUGAGUUUCCACGGCCAGGGCUAUCCAGUGGGAGGCCACCCACCACCUGGUGCUCCAUACGGGGGAGGCAGUGGUCCCUAUGGUCAUCACCCUUCAGCUCCAUACGGUGGUGCAACACAUCAACCAGGAGGUCCUUAUGGUGCUUACGGAGCCCCAGGUCAGGGAGGGCAGUAUGGGCCGGCACCAGGGGGUCCCCCCGGCGGUCAUUAUGGAGGUUACGGGGGACAGCCUCAUGGAGGACAGCCUCAUGGAGGGCAUUAUGGACACCAUGCUCCUGCAGGUAACAUCCCUCCUGGUGUUAACCCAGAGGCGUACCAGUGGUUCCAGACUGUCGACACUGACCACAGCGGUUUCAUCAACCCAAAGGAGCUGAAGCAGGCGCUUGUCAACUCCAACUAUUCUGCUUUUAAUGACGAGACCUGCCUCAUGAUGAUCAACAUGUUCGACAAGACGCGGACCGGUCGAAUAGACUUGUUUGGCUUCUCGGCACUGUGGGACUUCAUACAGCGGUGGAGGGCGCUCUUUCAGCAGCAUGACAGAGACCGCUCAGGGUCUAUCAGUGGCAUGGAGCUACAGCAAGCCCUCGCUCAGAUGGGCUACAACCUGAGCCCCCAGUUUUCUGAGAACUUGGUGCGCCGCUUCGCCGUGCGAGGCGAACGACCCGGCAUCCAUCUGGACCGCUUCAUCCAAGUGUGCACCCAGCUCCAGUCCAUGACGCAGGUGUUCAGGGAGAGAGACACGGCCAUGACGGGCAACAUCCGCCUCAGCUAUGAGGACUUCCUGUCUGGAGCUGUCACCAGGCUCAUGUGAGCCUCGUUCCUCUGACAGACCCGCUGCACUGUGGAUUCACAGUAUCAUUCCAUGUUCAGGUCAUGAUUUUGCUGAGUUUUUAUUUCUUUCCCAUAAGUGCCCAAACCUGUUGGUAUGUAUACAACAUAUCAGCCAGUACACCUUAUUCCAUAGCUAGUUGCUGUAAGUAGAUGCCUUAUGCCAUGCACCUGACUGAAGUUCAGUGGCUGUUACUAAGGUUAUAACAUCAGUCACCUUUAAACAGCGAUAAUCUUGCCAUAGAUGCCUUGGUGACAGUUAUCAGGCCUCUUUUUGACUCUUACCAGUACAGUACUUGAUCAAAAUGAUGGCUAGUUUAAAUGAGAAACAGGGAGCACUUGUUUACAUGUGUUUGUUGACCAGACUAACCAAACAUCACUGUAAACACUUGAUGUGAGGAAGUAACAUAGAGUAAGUGAAUCCAUCAGUGAUCAUUUUCACUGCUCCUACUGCAUGACAGUGAUUCUGCUGGACUUCAAUUCACAUCCUCUGACUUUGCUCACAUGCAGCAUGAUCAUAUAUCAUUGAAAUGAUUUUAAACUCUCUUUUAUAAGUAUGCAUAUCAGGAGUAGUCGGCAUUCCCAGAGGGUACUACUACACAGUGGCUGCACAUUGUAUUGAACUUUGCUUUGUGUUGAAAUGGGUCUUAUUAAGCAAAACAAGGGCCAUUUUAUAGUAUCAGAAUUCUCUCACACACUGAGAAGGAAGUUUUCCUUUAAGCUCUGUAACUAAUUGAUUCUGAAUGUUUAGAUAAAAUGACUUCAUUAUCUCCUUCUUGCCAAGUUGCACUCCUGUGAGCCAGCAUCAACCGUAAAUAAUUGAAUAACAUGUGGCCAAAAGAUAAGUGACCCAGAAGCACUGAAAGGUGUUACAUAUUAUGUUUACCACUUUCACCUCAGUGAAAUGAGAGAUUCAGUGAUUGUCGGGCCAGUACUUAAGCACUCCACUGAGGCUCUGCGAUCAGUAAACAUGCCAAAAUGGUUUGUGAUGCCAAAAACAAAUAAAUGCUUUUGUAUCACAUUCUGAC
This is a messenger RNA of Acanthopagrus latus (yellowfin seabream), 1967 nucleotides long. RefSeq names its product penta-EF-hand domain containing 1 (gene pef1). The record is from RefSeq and is a predicted model, not a curated record. The coding region runs from base 113 to 922 and encodes 269 amino acids. NCBI's taxonomy places the organism in Eukaryota, Metazoa, Chordata, Actinopteri, Spariformes, Sparidae. The transcript is spliced from 5 exons. Gene Ontology annotation, biological process: COPII vesicle coat assembly. Gene Ontology annotation, molecular function: calcium ion binding.